AUGCUGCCGCUGCUGCUGUCCCUGCUGUGGGCAGGGUCCCUGGCUCAGGACUGGAGUUACCGGCUGGAGGUGCAGGAGUCCGUGACGGUGCAGGAGGGCCUGUGUGUCCACGUGCCCUGCUCCUUCUACUACCCCCGGAGAUACUGGGAGAAGUCUGUUCCAGCUCACGGCUACUGGUUCCAGGAAGGGGCCGAUGAGAAGCUGGAUGCCCCUGUGGCCACAAACAACCCAGAUCGUAAAGUUCAGGAAGAGACCCAAGGCCGAUUCCACCUCCUAGGGGACCGUGGAGACAACAGUUGCUCCCUGGACAUCAGAGACGCCAGGAGGAGGGAUGAAGGUUCAUAUUUUUUUCGUGUGGAAAGAGGAAGAAUGUUAUGGAGUUAUAAGAUUAACCAGCUCUCCUUGCAUGUGACGGCUCUGACACAGACACCCGACAUCCAUGUCCAGGGGCCCCUAGAAUCUGGCCGCCCCAGGAAUAUCACCUGUGCAGUGCCAUGGGGCUGUGAGAGGGGGACACCCCACACCUUCUCCUGGAUCGGGGUUGCCCUCACUUCCCUGCACCCCAAGAGCCGCCAUUCCUCAGUGCUCACCCUCACCCUGGGGCCCCAGGACCAUGGCACCAACCUCACCUGUCGAGUGACCUUCCCCGGAGCUGGCGUGAGCACCGAGAGCACCAUCAGGCUCAACGUGUCCUAUGCUCCACAGAACCUGGACAUUCGUGUCUUCCGGGGAAAUAGCACAGUCCCAGAGAUCCUGGGCAAUGCCACCACCCUUCGAGUCGUGGAGGGCCAGUCCCUGCGCCUGGUCUGUGCUGUCGACAGCAACCCACCCACCAGGAUAAGCUGGGCCCGUGGGUCUCUGACACUGAGCCCCUCACAGCCUUUGGAUCCCGGGGUCCUGGAGCUGCCCCAGGUGGUCUUAGGGGAUGGAGGAGAAUUAACCUGCCAAGCUCAGCACCUGAGGGGCUCCCUCCAUGUCUCCCUGAGCCUAGUUGUACAGGGUACCUCCUCUUCCGUCCCCCAAGACUCUGGGGAGCAGAGAGAGGGCUCCUGGCCCCUAGUCCUCACCUUGCUCAGGGGGGCCCUGAUGGGGGCUGGUUUCCUUCUCACCUAUGGCCUCACCUGGAUCUACUAUACCAGGUGCCAGUCACAAGUCCAUGUUGCCACUUGUGCUUCUGACUGGUGGAGUAUAGAUCGGAGGUUCUCAUGA
Mesoplodon densirostris (Blainville's beaked whale) is the source of this 1209-nucleotide messenger RNA. Its product is annotated as sialic acid-binding Ig-like lectin 13. The transcript is spliced from 7 exons. The coding region runs from base 1 to 1209 and encodes 402 amino acids. The record is from RefSeq and is a predicted model, not a curated record. Gene Ontology annotation, cellular component: plasma membrane. Gene Ontology annotation, molecular function: sialic acid binding. NCBI's taxonomy places the organism in Eukaryota, Metazoa, Chordata, Mammalia, Artiodactyla, Ziphiidae. Gene Ontology annotation, biological process: cell adhesion.